AUGUUAUUGAUAAUUGAUCACGCCAAUCGGUCUUGCUUCAUUCUUUACAAUUACCAGAGGACAAGCUGCAUUAAUUACCUUCAACCCACCUUUUGCCUACACUCCUUCUUUCUUUCUUUUUUCUUUCUUCAAUCUUUAUAUUUCUUUGUUUUUCUUUACCGUUUUAAUAUUAUGGCUAUAUUUGUUUUCUUUUUUUCUUCUUUCUUUCUUUCUUUCUUUCUUUCGUUUGUUCUUCCUUUCUUUCUGCACCCUUUGGAAUUCUUUCUUUUUCUCUUUCUUUAUUUUUUUUUUAACUUGUAUUUUUUGAUGAUCUUUCUUUCUAUCUUUCUUUUUUCUUCAUCCUUUUUUCAUCAUUGUUUUUCUCUAUCUAUAAUCUUUCUUUCCUUUCUUUCUUUUUUGGUUUCUUUCUUUCUUUCUCCAUCCUUUGACAUUCUUUCUAUUUUUUUUUAUCUAUCUAUAAUCUUUCUUUCUUGGUUUCUUUCUUUUUUUCUUUCCUUCUUUCUUUCUCAAUUUGCUUCUGACUUUACCCGCACCUCUUCGAUCUUUUCUUUCUUUCUUUCUUUCUUUCUUUCUUUCUUUCUUUCUUUCUUUCUAUAA
Molecule: messenger RNA, 597 nt
Organism: Acanthosepion pharaonis
Lineage: Eukaryota; Metazoa; Mollusca; Cephalopoda; Sepiida; Sepiidae
Source: the annotation of a GenBank genome assembly